Molecule: messenger RNA, 789 nt
Organism: Aspergillus brunneoviolaceus CBS 621.78
Lineage: Eukaryota; Fungi; Ascomycota; Eurotiomycetes; Eurotiales; Aspergillaceae
Exons: 3
Coding region: 1-789 (262 amino acids)
Source: RefSeq, a predicted model, not a curated record
AUGACUAUUGCUCCUGUUCCACACGGUCAGCCCAACAAUAUGCCCGAGUCGCUGCAAGAGGCACAGGCGGCCGUGAGCCAGAACCUAGCAGCCAUCGACCAGGCUGUUCAGGACGGUAACAUCCAAUUGGCCGACGAACUCAAGGCCAACCACCAGGCUCUGUUCCAGAGAUGCAAGGAAGAAGCCGAGCGACAUGGUCUUACGUCUAAGCCGACUGCAGAGCAACGGGAGGUCUCGGCAAAAGCGUCCCAGCAACACGACCAGGAAGCUUCCACCUCAGCCGACGACGUUCAAGCUGAGCUCAAGCAAGCCGCAGACGACUUGCACAAAGCCAACGAGGCUGGCAAUGAAGAUCUCGCGCACGAGCUCCACGCGAAGAUUAAGAGGUUGCGGCACCAGGCGCCCGCGGGCGGGGCGACUGGGAUCCAUUCACAACUGUCCGAUGGCACGGAAUUGUGGAUAGAAAUCCAUAACUGCCGCCCAGGGACAACUCUCUACAAUGCUCACGACUGGGAUGACGUGGAAGGAGAUUGGAAGUCGGGCUCCGCCGGUAACUAUGGGUAUGGCGACGUAUGCUACCUGCACAUGAAAGGGGAUUUCUCGGUUAGAUGCCGGACCUAUUGGUCCUGGAGCGACGGGAGCGGCCGAGCCUCGUGCUACUGGUCUUAUGGGAGUUUCAACGCCGGAAUCACUUCUGGCCACAGCGUGCAGGAUGCCUCCGAGUGGAACGACGGUGGUAGCUCCUACCAUACCUGGGACGGGGGGACUGUGCGGUUCUAUCUCACCUAG